AUCUUCAACACCCAAUUACUUCUCUCUGUCUCUCUCUCUCUCUCACAAACACACACACACAAGUCAUGAGAACUUAAGCAAGUCAAGUUAUAGGAAUAGGAGGCACAAUACAAGAAAGAUUGCUUGGCUCUCUGGCUAGCUAACCAAAGGACGGACCCCAUAGUGUAGGGCAGUGCCUCCCCUCUCUUUGAGACUACCCUGCUACUUGCUUUGGUUUAAAACAGAGCACUGAAGACAUUUUUGUUUGCAUGGCCCCCUUCUCAUUCAAUGGUUCCUGGUUCAUGUCUUCAAGAGCAAAUGUUUAACCCAAUAUGGCACGUGUUUGAAAGAAAUUGAAUUGAAUAUAAUAAAUAUGGAUGGUAAUAACAAGAUAGAAGAGAGGUUAUUGACAUCAACAGAAGGAGGAGAUUGUGGUGGUGGUGGUGGUGGUGAUUUGAAAAAAGGGGUAUGGGUCGAAUCAAGAAAGAUAUGGAGGGUAGCAUUUCCAGGGAUAUUAGCAAGAGUUAGUUCAUUUGGAACACUGGUCAUUACUCAAUCUUUCAUGGGACACAUUAGUGAACUUGAUCUUGCUGCCUAUGCUCUUGUCCAAACUCUUAUUGUUCGUUUUUCCAAUGGCAUACUUUUGGGAAUGUCCAGCGCAACUGAAACCCUAUGUGGCCAAGCAUUUGGAGCAGGGCAACACCACAUGAUGGGUAUAUACUUGCAACGAUCAUGGAUUGUCAAUUUCAUUACUGCAACAAUCUUGCUUCCUUUCUUCAUCUUCACAACGCCCAUUUUUCGUCUACUUGGUGAAGAAGAAGCUAUAGCAAAAACAUCCAAGAAUAUAGCCCUAUGGUUUAUUGCCUUUCUCUAUAGCUUUGUCUUUGCUUUGACCAUCCAAAUGUACCUACAAGCGCAAUUGAAGAACAUGGUUGUGGCGGUUCUCUGCACUUCCUCAUUUGCAAUCCAUGUGCUGUUGUCUUGGAUCUUUGUGAGCAUACUAGACUUGGGAAUACCUGGCGCGAUGGGUGCAUUGGCCAUAUCUUCUUGGUUAGUGGUUUUUGGAGAGUUUGUGUAUCUUUUUGGAGGUUGGUGCCCCCAUUCAUGGAAAGGAUUCACCACUGCCGCCUUCUCUGAUUUAUGGCCUGUUGUAAAGCUCUCAGUAUCCUCAGGCAUAAUGCUUUGCCUAGAGUUAUGGUACAAUUCUGUUUUAAUUCUAGUGGCGGGAUACAUGUCAAACGCAGAGGUUGCCAUUUCUGCCUUCUCGAUUUGCCUUAAUAUCAGCGCUUGGGAAUUUAUGUUGUGCCUUGGCUUUCUCGGUGCUGCAUGUGUGCGGGUAGCGAACGAAUUGGGAAGAGGAGAUGCUAAAGCAGCAAAGUUUUCAAUUAAAGUUAUAUUGUGUACUUCUGUUCUGCUCGGAUUAAUCUUCUUCGUUCUUUGUUUAAUCUUCGGUCAUGACAUAGCGUACUUGUUUACAAGCAACGAGGAAGUUGCAGCAACUGUUUCUGAUCUAUCUGUCCUUCUAGCUUUCACCAUGUUGUUAAAUAGCAUUCAACCGGUACUCACAGGGGUCGCGGUUGGUGCUGGUUUGCAAAGCAUAGUCGCUGGUAUUAACCUUUGUUGCUUUUAUGUGAUUGGGAUUCCGAUUGGAGUAUUGCUUGCAUACGUGGCUGAUCUUGAAGUUAAGGGAUUAUGGAUAGGAAUGACCGCUGGGGUGGUAAUGCAAGUUAUUGCACUAUCCUUCAUGGUAUGGAGAACCGAUUGGGAUGAACAGGUGAAUAAGGCAUCUGAACGCCUUGGCCGAUGGUUUUUGAAACCCUCUGAGGAAUCUGAUGAAGGCCUCAAUCACUCUUGAAAUUGAAAAACUAAUAAAGACUUUUCGAGUAAAUGAACCACAAGCAUACUUCAAAUUUAAUUUUGAAUUCAGAUGUUAGAAAUUUGAGUCUAAUUAUUUUACUUUAUUAUUUUUAUGAUCCGUACAACAGUGAGCAUAUCACAUUGUCAUGCAAUGGCAGCUUCAUUUUGAUCCUACUUGUAAGUUGUCAUUCGUUUCCAGUCUAGAAAAUGGAAACUGAAGGCUAGAAAGUUUUGAUUUCAACGAGAUACAGGGGCAUGGAAGAACUCUCGAGCCUGAGACUCGGGUAGGAUUGUUGGUUUGCUUGUAAUUUAACAAUGCGACUGAAGAGUUUGUUGUAAUGUUUUUAUGACAUUUUCAUUUUGCAAACGUUUUAGUUUGUGAAUCAUAUUUCUCAAGCCUUGAGUAUGCGUUUACUAGUUUGUAGUUGUUUGAAAAUUUCAUAGAUAAUGAGUAUUAUUGUGCCAAAAUCAA
Molecule: messenger RNA, 2308 nt
Organism: Camellia sinensis
Lineage: Eukaryota; Viridiplantae; Streptophyta; Magnoliopsida; Ericales; Theaceae
Product: protein DETOXIFICATION 24
Biological process (GO): xenobiotic detoxification by transmembrane export across the plasma membrane
Cellular component (GO): membrane
Molecular function (GO): antiporter activity; xenobiotic transmembrane transporter activity
Source: RefSeq, a predicted model, not a curated record